AUGCAGUUUUUAACUCUUCUUAGUCUCUUGGUACUCCAUUUCGGCGCAGCGGCAGGCAAGCAAUGGUGUCUCUGUGUCGCUGAUGGCAAGGCCCAAGACGCUGCCACGAAAAGAGUUUGCAAUCGGUACAUUGAGGGGGUUCUGAAACCUCACAAUGGGGCGCAGGUGUAUCUGGGCCAAACACUCGACGGGUUAAACCAUGACGUUUGUAUUGGGGAGGCUAGGGUCUCGUUCGUUCGUUCGGAGUUCAAGGCCCAGUGCGACGAAAUUGGCAAGGUCACCAGCUUCAACUGUUGGAGAGACGAUGACUCUGGACAAAGCUGGAUCGGCCACGACCAAGUCGUUGCGCUCCCCGAAAAAGCGGACGUUGGGUUUGAGGGGCAGGUCGAGCUUCGCUUCAACCCUUAUCUCUUUGUUUCGGGAGGCUGCGACCCUUAUCCCGCCGUUGAUGCUACUGGCAGUCUAGGUGGUGGUUUGAAACCUACUGGUAAAGGAAGGGGCAAGUGCGGCGGUGGUGGCAAGGGACAGGUCUACGUCCGUCGCGGAAAAAGCCAUGGCCGCGUUGGGAUUCUUUACGCCUACUACUUUCCGAAAGUUCGUUGGGCCAAGGGCGACGACAACGGCCACCGCCACUACUGGGCUAGUACCGUCGUCUGGAUCAAACAAUGGGGUUGUAAGCCCGACAAUCUCGCAGCACUUCAGCCUGCCGGUAUAUCUUAUACGACAGAUCACCUAAAAUGGGGAUCAGCACCUGCUAGCGACAUAUCCUUUGGUCCUUCGAAUGCAGGCGCCGACAAGGCCACGCACCCAAAGGUCCAGAUUCACGACAACGCGAUGUCCCCCUUCAAGGGAGAAGACGGCGACAGCGUCUACGACCGCACCCUCGUCAGCUGGACUUCUCUACCGGUGGAGGCAAGCGAGGCACUCGCCGACGCCAAUUAUUAUGCGAGCCAAGUGCCGUUUACCGACGCAAACUUCCAGAGCCAGCUGGACGCCGCGUACCAGGAUGAUUUCUACGACGACGUGCCGGAGGAGCCAGUUUGCAAGAAGUGA
This is a messenger RNA of Colletotrichum higginsianum IMI 349063, 1053 nucleotides long. Its product is annotated as NLP3 protein. The transcript is spliced from 4 exons. NCBI's taxonomy places the organism in Eukaryota, Fungi, Ascomycota, Sordariomycetes, Glomerellales, Glomerellaceae. Bases 1 to 1053 code for a protein of 350 amino acids. The record is from RefSeq and is a predicted model, not a curated record.